Molecule: messenger RNA, 564 nt
Organism: Phytophthora sojae
Lineage: Eukaryota; Oomycota; Peronosporomycetes; Peronosporales; Peronosporaceae
Exons: 1
Coding region: 1-564 (187 amino acids)
Source: RefSeq, a predicted model, not a curated record
AUGUCCAACACGCCCCCAUCAAGUUCAACUGCUGCUUCGGCAGCUUCAACUACAUCUAUGUCGCUGGCUGUCGCUACAGUUGCUACCACGACCCCUGUUUCUAUGAUGGCGCCUACGUCGACUGCAACUAGCGUUCCUGCUGCUACUGCAGCUCAUGGCGUUGGAGGCUUUCCUGGACUCGCCGUUGGUACUGGUCAUGGAGUUAGUGGUGCGGGUCCUGGUGCUGGACUUGGAGCUGCGGGCGUGACUGGAGCUGGCGUUCCUGGUUUUGGAGCUUGGCCCGGCGCUCCUGGUGUUGGAGCUCGGCCCGGCUCUCCUGGUGCUGAUAUCUGGACUGGAGUUCCUGUUGCUGGUAGUGCUGGUGGUACAAGUGCAGGAGCUGCGGCUACUGACUCUCAGCUGUUGUGUCCGGUGGAGCAUAUACCGAUGGCAUUGCUGGUGCUCUCGGAGCUCGUGGAGUUGGCUACAUUACUGGUGGAUUCAAUUUCGGUGGAUUUCCACCCAGCCAAGAUGGUUAUGGGUUUCCUCGCGCGUCAUUUGGUGGAGCAACUGGUGUGCCCGUGA